AAGUGAAUUGAAGUAUUUACUGAAUGUUUUCUUGUAGCACUUUAUUGAAUUGCAAUUGAGCUGUAAAAAAAGAAGCAUCUUUCAAAUUAGCGACUGGGAACCAACCAUCGCUCAGUAUUACAACUUCCUCCGUGAGUAACGGAUGAUCCGGUGUUUCCUUCUCAAUUUGUGGAUCAAUUAAAGCUGUGAAAUAGUGAAACUGAGCGAAAAUGUGCAAAUUGAAAAGUGUUUUGGUGACAUGGUUAGCUCUUGUGUGUUUCACUCUUGCUGAAGAUGCUAAAAGUGCCAAGGAUUCUUACAUGGCUGCUCUGCAGAACUCGCACCAGAUCAACGGUAACAAUCAAAACAAUCACGUUCGAAUAGCUCGCGAAGACUACAAUGGUGCACCUCCGGUUUCGUCGUACGAGUACAGUUUCACACCCUCCAACAGUUACAACGUUCCUCCGACAGGAUAUGGAGCGCCACCGAAACCGGCGUAUGGUCCACCUAAACCCGUAUACGGGCCACCUGCUCCGGCAUACGGCCCACCUGCUCCGGCAUAUGGACCGCCUGCUCCUGCCAGUCAUGGAGUACCGUAUUUGAGCCCCGAAACGUGGCUUCUCAACAAAAUCAAAUUCAAAUUCAACUGGUUCACACUUGCCAAAAUUUUGCUAAAGAUAGUGAUUUUCAAAAAAAUUGUAAAAUUCAUUGCGUUGCUUUGUCUUUUGUUCUUCAUUCCAACACUGAAGCCCAGCGAGAGCGAUGACGAUCAUAGUGGAAGCAGCGGAGACCAUGAUCACAGACGCAGCUAUGACUUGCACCAUGACUACAACAGGCGUCUCACCGAUGUAACUAAUUUUGCAUUGAAAGCGAUGGAAGCUUUCACCAUCGAUAAUGAAAUUUACUGCCCAGAAGAAAACCUGCUCAGUUGCCGGGCCAAGCGAAUGUUCGACGCCAUAGACGAGGCGUAUCCGUUGCAACAAAUUUUCCAAAUGUAUGUUACCAAAACGAAUAUCAGGAGAUCGCAUUCCGAGAGAGCUGAAAAUGUCGGAAGUAACGGAAUCGACCAGAUUACCGACGAUAACAGCAAUAGUAAUGAGGGAGUUGAACAAGAAGAAGACUGAAAAUGAUUACGCAAGGGGCCAGCCUGAAGUAUCGUCGUACUACUUCGAAUGGGAGGCGAAAAUUGCGUCGAUUAUAAACAAGAUAGGGUACGGAAAAGGCGCGUGAUUUGAAUGUUGAUUGGAUCGCCGUCUGUGUGACACUUUCGUUUUUCGAUGCAUGUCGCCUGGGUAAACGGAUGUGAACGAUGAAAGUAUUUAUUUAUCUAUUUAUUUAUGAACUGUUUUGUUAUUAAAAACUUAUUUGAAAUAAACGU
Messenger RNA from Toxorhynchites rutilus septentrionalis, 1357 nucleotides. RefSeq lists its product as uncharacterized. The record is from RefSeq and is a predicted model, not a curated record. Bases 210 to 1103 code for a protein of 297 amino acids. NCBI's taxonomy places the organism in Eukaryota, Metazoa, Arthropoda, Insecta, Diptera, Culicidae. The transcript has 4 exons.